AUGGCGGCGCCUGCGAACAAUUUGAACCUUUCCAUCGUGGCGAAUCCUAGAGAGGGAAACCAGGUUGACAAGAACAAGGAAGGGAUAAUGAACAACACCGCAUUGGCAAGACUAUUUCCCGGAAUGAAUAGGGAGAGAGAGAUGUCUGCUAUGGUCUCAGCUUUGACCCACGUUGUCACCGGAGAAGCUCCAACAACCACUGAUUCUUCGUUUCUUCUUCAUCGUCAUGAUGCUUCUGUUACACCAACCAUGCCUUCUUCUGCUUCCACAACGCCUUCUUUACCUUCUUCAUCUACUUAUGUUCUUGGCACCUCUUCUCAUAAGAGAACUAGGGAACAUGACACGCCAUCAUCCUUCUCACAUGCCUCUUCUGUACCCAGACGUGGAGAAAGUUCAAACAAUAUGACAAGCAGAAUAACAAGGGAAAUGGGAAAUGCUGUGUAUGAAUACAAAACAACAGAGAAUGUGAGGAGGGAUGAGGGGAGGAGGAAAUACAGAGGAGUGAGGCAGAGGCCGUGGGGGAAAUGGGCGGCGGAGAUAAGAGAUCCGUUCAAGGCGACGAGGGUGUGGUUAGGGACGUUUGACACGGCGGAGGCAGCUGCUAGAGCCUACGAUGAGGCUGCCCUUCGAUUUAGAGGAAACAAGGCGAAGCUGAACUUCCCUGAGAAUGUGACUCUCCGGCAACCUCAGUUUGGUGUUUCCAGUUCUCCGACUUCUCUUGUGUCCAUUUCAACGUCCACUGAUCCAGUUGUGCACACACGACCUUUUCUCCCUUCUCAAGCUGCGAGCAACGUUUACGAGUAUUUUCAGCUCUCGGGCUUCCCUACCACCAACCUUUAUGAUGAUAGGAUGUUUGUGACGUCUUCCAUGCCUUCUCAUCUUCACUCUUCUUCCUCUUCUACUUCUUCUUCUUCGCAGGACACUUCACUCUCUUCCUUAUAUUCAAGCCAGAUACCGCCUUGGUCAGCUUCUGCUCCAAGCUCUUCGUCCUCCGGAUGA
Messenger RNA from Sphenostylis stenocarpa, 999 nucleotides. The record is from the annotation of a GenBank genome assembly. NCBI's taxonomy places the organism in Eukaryota, Viridiplantae, Streptophyta, Magnoliopsida, Fabales, Fabaceae.